AUGUCCAGUAAACGGGCCAAGGCCAAGACCACCAAGAAGCGGCCACAGAGGGCCACAUCCAAUGUGUUCGCGAUGUUUGACCAGUCCCAGAUCCAGGAGUUUAAGGAGGCCUUCAACAUGAUCGACCAGAACCGAGACGGCUUCAUCGACAAGGAGGACCUGCACGACAUGCUGGCCUCGAUGGGGAAGAACCCCACAGACGAGUACCUGGAAGGCAUGAUGAGCGAGGCCCCGGGGCCCAUCAACUUCACCAUGUUCCUCACCAUGUUUGGGGAGAAGCUGAACGGCACAGACCCCGAGGACGUGAUCCGCAACGCCUUCGCCUGCUUCGACGAGGAGGCCUCAGGUUUCAUCCAUGAGGACCACCUUCGGGAGCUGCUCACCACCAUGGGCGACCGCUUCACAGAUGAGGAGGUGGACGAGAUGUACCGAGAGGCGCCCAUUGAUAAGAAAGGCAACUUCAACUAUGUGGAGUUCACCCGCAUCCUCAAACAUGGCGCCAAGGACAAGGAUGACUAG
Molecule: messenger RNA, 519 nt
Organism: Rangifer tarandus platyrhynchus (Svalbard reindeer)
Lineage: Eukaryota; Metazoa; Chordata; Mammalia; Artiodactyla; Cervidae
Source: the annotation of a GenBank genome assembly